UUGUCUGUUGUUGUUGUCGUUUGUUUGGGUCCAAAAUGAGCUCCUGGCGUGACAGUCUCACCAACAUUCCGGGAACAGUGGCGAACUUCAUCAACGAGAGCGCCAGCACUGCGUCCAGCUACCUGCACUCGCAGGCGUCCACCCGUUCGCCCACGCCCACUGCAACAGUUGGAUCUGCGUCCGAGGAGAGUGCGCCACAGGGGGAAUACAAGGCGCUGCCCAUACCCGCGUCGCUGGUGAAGGAGCAGUGGCGGCUGAUCUUCACGUCCGAUGCCAACCUGCAGGACUUGAAUGCAGCCAUCGCCCACUGCCGCGAUCUGGUGCUGCUCAGCGAAGAGUGCAGCGAGGAGAGACGCUGGCUGGUCCGCCAUUUGGUGGACCUCCGCUACUCGCUGCAAGAGCUGGAGGAGGCCCAGGCUCUGGCGUCGGAUGUGGUGCUCAUGAAUGCCAUCAAGGCCGUGGUGGGUCACCACUUUGUGCCGCACCACCCGCACGGCAGGAAAAACAGGCUUCAGGUCGCCGCCAAGCGCUUCUACUGUGACCACUGCACAGCGAUUAUCUGGAGUGUGGUGCAGGCCUCGUACAUAUGCAGCGACUGCGGCUACUUGGUGCACCAGAAGUGCAUCGACAAUGUCAAGAGGGUGUGUGCCAACGUCCUGGUCUCGGAGCGACAGCACCCCAUAUCGGAGAUCUGCCCCGAGAUAGGACUGGCUGCCCAGAACUACAAGUGUGCCGAGUGCGAAACGCUGCUGAACUUGAAGAGCUCUUGGAUUGAGCCGCGGCUGUGCGACUACAGUGGCCUCUACUACUGCCCCUCGUGCAACUGGAACGACAAUUGCUUCGUGCCUGCUCGCAUAAUCCACAACUGGGACUUCUCUCCCCGACGGGUGUCUCGGGCGGCGUUGCAGGAGAUCCGGCUGUUCCUGGACAGGGCGCUGAUACGACUGGAGGAGGACAAUCCGAAGCUGUUUGUGUUCGUCGAGAAGCUCUGUGCCGUGAAGAAACUGCGCCAAAAUCUCGUUCACAUGCGCCACUAUCUGGCUGCCUGCAAGCUGGCCAUGGAACAGAAGCUGGUGGAGCAGCAGAUGGCCGGCAGACGCCACUUGGCCCAGUCCAAUGAGUUCUACUCGCUGAGCGACCUUACUCAAGUGGAGUCCGGCGCCUUGACGGAGUUUCUGCAGGGUGUCUUCAGGGCAUUCGGUGACCAUAUUCGGUCCUGCGACAUGUGCCUGGCCAAGGCGUACAUUUGCGAGAUUUGCAGCAACAACGAAGUGAUCUUCCCCUUCGACGACGGCUGCAUCAAGUGCGACCAAUGCAACUCCAUUUACCACAGAGUGUGCCUCACGCGCAAGAACAUGAUAUGUCCAAAGUGUGUCCGCAUCCAGGAGCGCCGACUGCAGCUCGAUAGAAUGAACAGCACGGAAGAUGCCAAAGUUGUGCCUGAGGGUCAUCCCGAUGUGGUGGAGUAGUCGCUUGUACCGCUUGUGUCUGUUCAAGUCUUUUAAUAUGUGAAUCGUAUGUACAUAAGAUGUAACUAGAAAAUAUAUUAUUAUUGCUAUUAUUGUGAUCCUUA
Drosophila persimilis is the source of this 1573-nucleotide messenger RNA. It is a transcript of the gene DEF8, whose product is annotated as differentially expressed in FDCP 8 homolog. The transcript is spliced from 2 exons. The record is from RefSeq and is a predicted model, not a curated record. Bases 36 to 1469 code for a protein of 477 amino acids. NCBI's taxonomy places the organism in Eukaryota, Metazoa, Arthropoda, Insecta, Diptera, Drosophilidae.